Messenger RNA from Camellia sinensis, 1666 nucleotides. The record is from RefSeq and is a predicted model, not a curated record. Lineage: Eukaryota; Viridiplantae; Streptophyta; Magnoliopsida; Ericales; Theaceae.
AUUGAAGAAGUUGUAGAGGAAUCAGCAGGUGCAUUGGCCUUGAUUGUUAUGUAGCCAAUUGGGGCCGAAGCGGUUGGGAAUAAGGAAAUGGCAGUGUCAGGAUUAAUAGGAAUGAUGCAGUGUGGGAUAGCGAGAGGGAAAGAAAAUGUUGUAGGAGCUUUGCUUGAGUUGUGUCGGAGUGGUGGGACAGUUACAACUGAGAGGGUGUUGAAGGCACCAGCAUUGGCUGGUUUGCUUCAGACUUUGCUCUUCACAGGAACAAAGAGCACAAGGAGAAAAGCAGCAUGUUUUGUAUUAUGUGCACACUGUUUGUUGCAGAGUAUCCAAUGCAUGAUGCUUAAUUUAGAUACACAUGGAAGGGAAAAGUUUAUAAUUUAACCAUCAGUUUUUUUUCUAAUGCCUUCAAGGUAAUUUUCCUUGGGAAUUUUGUCAAGUGUCUUCAGAUUCUUUUAUCAAAAUUGAAGUAGCUAUUUGUUAAAUGGAAUGGAAAAUUACGUCUUUUGGAACAAAUUAAAAAUAAUGGUAGUUCAGGACUACUAUUUUGUCACCAUUUUGUUUUUAGUCUAUACUUGACAAAAUAGAGAACAUCUAUCUCGAACAAAUUUCACCAAAUUUGCAUUCAAAGAACAUCUGUUCCGGUUAUUAUUCCUUCUUGGAGUGAUUUUGGUCUAUCAUUGUGCUUCCUAGUAGUACUGUGUACGUAGAAAGUGUUUUUUUAGCAUUUUAUGUCUGACAAUUUAUGAUGUUGCAAAAAUUAAAUUGACCGAACUCUGUUUUUCAUGCUACAGGUAGAAACGACAUUGAUUUUGGCUGGCAUUGGGGGCUAUACAUCACUCUGUUCUUAGAAAAACUUGUACAAUUAAUGUGUAGCCUUUGUCUAUAGAUGCAAUGUGUACCUUCAGAGAUGAGAUUUCACGAAGCUUGUGCUUAAUGGACUGCCCACCCAGCAGCAACAACAAGAAAACUUUGAAGAGGAAGUUUUUCAUAGACAAAAGGGUUGGGUGAAGAAUAUUCAACAUUUGGCAUAUACCAAGUCCCACUUUCAUACCAAGUAGCGAUUAUAUAUCAUACAUUUUUCUUUGUAGUAAAAACCUUCAGCAAGUCAUUUGGACCAGAUGGAUUUGAAAUCAACAAAUGUUUCUCCUAUUCUUACUAAUCCUAUACUGAUAAACAAGUCUAAACUUGGAAUACAUUCGAGUCAUACACGUAAUCAGGAGCAUCAUUCUCUUCUGACAUGCUAACAAUUCCAAGAAAGAAACCAAGAAAGCUUGAUGACUUUCAAUCCAAUGGUUGGCUUGAUGCCAUUAAAUCUUCUUCACCUCCUAGCAAGAAGAUACUUAAAAACUGCAAUGUUGAGGUGUCUUUAGAUGAUAGUGAUAUUAGAUAUUGCUUCUGGAUGCUGAGGUAUCCAUCGGCCCUCAACUCCUUUGAGAAAAUCAUAACUCGUGUGAGGAAUAAGCAAAUGGUGAUGUUUUUAGAUUAUGAUGGGACUCUUUCACCAAUUGUAGAUGACCCUGAUCUUGUCUUCAUGUCUGACGAGGUUUAUGAUUUGGUGGGACUAACAGAGCUUUACUAUGCCAGUAAUCAUGGUAUGGACAUCAUGUGCCCAGUCAAAGAUAGUGUAUCUGCUAAAACAUCAAAUUGUAUUAAAUUUACUGAUCAGUAG